Molecule: messenger RNA, 3500 nt
Organism: Myotis myotis
Lineage: Eukaryota; Metazoa; Chordata; Mammalia; Chiroptera; Vespertilionidae
Gene: PKNOX2
Product: PBX/knotted 1 homeobox 2
Exons: 12
Coding region: 174-1592 (472 amino acids)
Biological process (GO): regulation of transcription by RNA polymerase II
Molecular function (GO): DNA-binding transcription factor activity, RNA polymerase II-specific; RNA polymerase II cis-regulatory region sequence-specific DNA binding
Source: RefSeq, a predicted model, not a curated record
GAGCGCUGACGUCCCGAGCAGUGCUGGGAAGUAUAGGCUGUGUUGUCACGCCGGUGUCAGUCUGAUGAAGAUUGGCAUCAGGUGAAGUCUGGAGCAGGACUCUGAGGCUUUCUGUCCUCCAUGCCACUCAUCAGAAGAGGGACUGUGAACUAUCCUUGAUGUGAAUCAAUCCCAUGAUGCAACAUGCCUCCCCAGCCCCAGCUCUGACGAUGAUGGCCACGCAAAAUGUCCCUCCCCCACCCUACCAGGACAGUCCACAGAUGACGGCAACUGCUCAGACACCCUCUAAGGCCCAGGCUGUCCAUAUCUCCGCACCCACUGCUGCUGCCAGCACUCCUGUGCCCAGUGCCCCCAUUGACCCCCAGGCCCAGCUGGAGGCUGACAAGCGAGCUGUGUACAGGCACCCUCUUUUCCCGCUUCUGACGCUGCUGUUUGAGAAAUGUGAACAGGCCACCCAGGGCUCAGAGUGCAUCACCUCCGCCAGCUUUGACGUGGACAUCGAGAACUUUGUCCACCAGCAGGAGCAGGAGCACAAACCCUUCUUCAGCGAUGACCCAGAACUGGACAAUCUGAUGGUGAAGGCAAUCCAGGUCCUGAGAAUCCACCUGCUGGAGUUGGAGAAAGUCAAUGAACUCUGCAAGGACUUUUGUAACCGUUACAUCACCUGCCUCAAAACCAAGAUGCACAGCGACAACCUGCUCAGGAAUGAUCUCGGGGGGCCCUACUCCCCCAACCAGCCCUCCAUAAAUCUUCACUCACAGGACCUCCUGCAGAAUUCUCCCAAUUCCAUGUCCGGAGUCUCCAAUAACCCCCAGGGGAUUGUGGUCCCAGCCUCAGCGCUCCAGCAGAGCAGCAUCGCCAUGACAACUGUCAACUCACAAGUGGUGUCAGGUGGAGCCUUAUACCAGCCAGUUACCAUGGUAACCUCCCAGGGUCAGGUGGUCACCCAAGCAAUCCCCCAGGGAGCCAUCCAGAUCCAGAACACACAGGUUAACCUUGACCUCACUUCCCUCCUGGACAAUGAGGAUAAGAAGUCCAAGAACAAGCGAGGAGUCUUGCCCAAGCACGCCACCAAUAUCAUGCGUUCUUGGCUCUUCCAGCAUCUCAUGCAUCCCUACCCCACGGAGGAUGAGAAAAGGCAGAUCGCGGCCCAGACAAACCUCACCCUCUUGCAAGUCAAUAACUGGUUCAUCAAUGCCCGGAGGCGCAUCCUGCAGCCCAUGCUUGAUGCCAGCAACCCAGACCCUGCCCCUAAAGCCAAGAAGAUCAAGUCCCAGCACCGGCCCACCCAAAGAUUCUGGCCCAACUCCAUCGCCGCGGGGGUGCUGCAGCAGCAGGGCGGCGCCCCGGGGACAAACCCUGACGGCUCCAUCAGCUUGGACAACCUGCAGUCCCUGUCCUCAGACAAUGCCACCAUGGCCAUGCAGCAGGCCAUGAUGGCCGCACACGACGACUCAUUGGACGGGACAGAAGAAGAGGAGGAGGAUGAGAUGGAAGAGGAGGAGGAAGAGGAACUGGAGGAGGAGGCUGACGAGCUUCAAACGACGAAUGUCAGUGACCUGGGCUUGGAACACAGUGACUCCCUGGAGUAGUUGGCAGCCCAGAUGGCACUGAUCAUCCAGCAGGAGAGGAGUGUCGUCAGGGGGUUUCCGGGUGGGGGGGAAGGGGACAUGGGCAGGCGGCACCGAGGAAGUUGGGCCCUUGCUUCCCAGAAUCAGUAGCUUGACAAAAUGCAGAGGAGACACCUGCUCCUUCCCGACCACCGAGCUUCUCUGACCCCAGCGCUGCUUCCCCGGAACGCAGAGGACUCUGGGGGGCCGGCCACGCAGCCCUACGGACAGGCAGGAGUGAGACCUGGAUCCAUCGACCCCCGAGGACAGAUGGCACCCGAAGGCCCUGGCGGAAGGAGUUGAUGGUUUACAGCCCUGCACUGAGGCAGAGCAGUGCUGUCCGCAGAGAGAGGCUCUGCCGGGGACAGAGCAGGAGAAAAGGCAAACACACUGGGGCUCCGCCCCACCCCCUGAGAGACAUUCAAGGGCAGGAGCGACAUCUUGCCAGUGGCUGGAGGAGUGGGAGGGGCUGCAGCAUCACAUCUUGCAGGUCAGAGUGAGACCUGGGUUCCCAGGGCUCCAGCGAAUUCUUCCCAGGCCCAUCUCUGGGUUCAGGCAACAUGGACUUGGGAGAGAGGGAAGGAGCCACCAGUACCUAUCUCUCUCUCUCUUUCUCCCUCCCUCCUUCCCUCUCUCCCUGUGAAAAGAGUGGUAAGCUGGGCUCAAAUUGCAGAUUUAGAGGGGUCCCUUCACCUGGGUCUUCAGGGCCCAAGGAGGUGGCAGAACCUGAGCUAGGAGGUGCGUCAAGGUGACAUUGGGAGUGACAGCUGUUCUAGGUGUUCACAGAACUCGGCUCCUGUAACGACAGGACAAUGGUGUCUCAUCCCAGAUGUGCCAGCUCAGACCGAGCUCCGCACACGCUCCACCCCCCACAGACCAUCAGAGAGGGUGGAGCCAGGUUAGCUGGGACCUCUCCACCCUCCAGGCCCCCAGCUGAUGUGCUGCUCCAGGCCGGCUUCAUCAGCCUCCAUCCUCUCCUUCAUUUUAUCCUUCAGAGAAACAGUGGAGAGAAGCAUCCAGCCCAACGAGAAGCCAGGGGUUGGAGAAGGUGCUACAUCCCUCCUCCCAUCAAUUUCCAAAGUGCGGGGAGGGCACCCAAGAGCCAAGCGGUGCCUCCCCCCACCCGCCUCACUAGCCUGCACACCACCUGACACAGGGCACUGGGGGAACUGGGCUCCCGCAGGAGAAGCUCUCCAUCUGCCCUGACACACCUCCCCCCCCCCCAACUUCCAGUCCCCAUGAUUGGCACCUCCUCCUGCUCCCUCCCACCCAAUGGCUGUGAAGACAGGACCGACUACACGUGUUUCCCAUUUGAUUUAAUUUAAUGGACGUGCAGUUUCAUUUGUCAGUUGUGCAUUGGCCGUCUCCCUCAGUGGCAGGACGUGAGUGGCCACCUGGCUCAACUCGAGGGGACCCUCUGGGGACUUCCCCUCCCCCACCUCGUUGGGUGGAGCAAAAGGAUGGUCGCUUUCCUGAGGUCUCCCUAAAAUGAAUGUAUUUCUCCCCCAAAAGAGCUGAUAUUUAAUGUUUUACUAGGGAUUUUUGAGAAGCAAAUAACCUUAUUUAUAAUCUUGGUAAUUCGAUCAUUUUUUUACUCCCUUUUGAUGCCACAGGUAAAGUCUAGCUUUUUUGGCAAUGUGCAGUGGGAUAAAAUACAUUUCCUUUCCUGAUUCGUUUAUCUUGUUAACACAUAAACACACAAACUCACACGCGCACACACCCACUUUCCACUUUGGACAGGCACCCAGCCCAGCACAGGCACACCGCACACGCGUGCCCACACCCUCCUCCCCGCCCCUCCACCUGCCUCAUGUUAUGCAGCCUCCUUCUGAUGUAUCCACCAAACCAGUCCUGAAUGUGGCUGAGAAGUUUCCAGUAAAUCUUAUUACC